AUGUCGAAGAAAACAAUUAUGUCUGUGAAUGAUCAGACAAUUAAAAUUGAACCACCAGAAUAUUCACCAGAAGACAUUAAACUUGAAAUGGAGGAUGAAUUUGAUGAUCCUGAUGUUGUUGUUAAAUCUGAAUCGUGUUCUGAAGAUGAUGAUACGUGUUUAGAAAGAUUCAUGAAUUCCGAGGUUACAAUUGAAGAAGAAGUCAAACAGGAGUUGGUCGAGACAUCAACAUAUGAAAGUCACAUUUGCCAUAGAUCAUUUGCAGAAUCAGAUCAUUUAAAAGAUCAUAUGGCCGAUUAUGGCGAUAUGGCACCAGAAGACAUUAAACUUGAAAUGGAGGAUGAAUUUGAUGAUAUUGAUGUUACUGGUAAAUCUGAAUCGUGUUCUGAAGAUGAUGAUACGUGUUUAGAAAGAUUCAUGAAUUCCGAGGUGACAAUUGAAGAAGAAGUCAAACAGGAGUUAGUCGAGACAUCAACUUAUGAAUGUCACAUUUGCAAUAGAACAUUUACAAAAACAAAUCAUCUAAAAGAGCAUAUGAUGGAGCAUCUGCCUCAUAAUAGCAAAGAAAGUCCUUUCAAAUGCGAAAUCUGUUACAAGACUUUCAAUCAAUUAGGUAAUGUGAAAAAGCACAUGCUCAUUCACAGUGGUUAUUUAAAUUAA
Molecule: messenger RNA, 660 nt
Organism: Ctenocephalides felis (cat flea)
Lineage: Eukaryota; Metazoa; Arthropoda; Insecta; Siphonaptera; Pulicidae
Product: zinc finger protein 99-like
Exons: 2
Coding region: 1-660 (219 amino acids)
Source: RefSeq, a predicted model, not a curated record